This is a messenger RNA of Corythoichthys intestinalis (scribbled pipefish), 540 nucleotides long. It is a transcript of the gene rpl27a, whose product is annotated as ribosomal protein L27a. The record is from RefSeq and is a predicted model, not a curated record. Gene Ontology annotation, molecular function: structural constituent of ribosome. Bases 52 to 498 code for a protein of 148 amino acids. Gene Ontology annotation, biological process: translation. The transcript is spliced from 5 exons. Lineage: Eukaryota; Metazoa; Chordata; Actinopteri; Syngnathiformes; Syngnathidae. Gene Ontology annotation, cellular component: cytosolic large ribosomal subunit; ribosome.
GAAAACCGCGUUGUUUCCAAAUCCCGUUCCUCUUUCUUCCAACCUUUCAAGAUGCCUACUAAGACGUCCAAGACCAGGAAGCUCCGUGGACAUGUAAGCCACGGACACGGUCGAGUUGGCAAGCACAGAAAGCAUCCUGGAGGUCGUGGUAAUGCUGGUGGCAUGCAUCACCACAGGAUCAACUUUGAUAAAUACCAUCCCGGGUACUUUGGAAAAGUGGGUAUGAGACAUUACCACUUGAAGAGGAACACAAAGUACUGCCCUACCAUCAACCUGGACAAGCUCUGGACACUGGUGAGCGAGCAGACCAGGGUCAACUACAGCAAGAAGCCUGAUGGUCCCGCACCCAUCAUUGACGCCGUGCGCGCCGGUUACUACAAAGUUUUGGGGAAAGGAAAGCUGCCCAAACAACCCGUCAUCGUUAAGGCCAAAUUCUUCAGCCGACGGGCUGAGGAAAAAAUCAAGUCCGUGGGAGGAGCCUGUGUGCUGAUGGCAUAAACAACUGCAUUUUGAGAAAAAUUAAACUGUAUAAAUACACAA